Molecule: messenger RNA, 2009 nt
Organism: Cherax quadricarinatus
Lineage: Eukaryota; Metazoa; Arthropoda; Malacostraca; Decapoda; Parastacidae
Source: RefSeq, a predicted model, not a curated record
GCUGCUGGUUUUCCGCAGAAGUCUGAUUCGGACCCGGGGCGACAACCCCAGGCUGGCGCCAGCGACUCCAGUGACCUUCUGUCGCCGUUCAGUGGAACAGGGACAUCACCUGGUGAACACAGAAAGAACACCGACACACCCUCGCUACAAGACCAGCUGCUGGUGGACAUAUCGGACAUACGACCGGCCGGACACAACAAGGAUCUCUUUAGCAUUGAUGAAGACAGCCAUGAGGGGUCACCCAGCAAGUCCGGCUUCCAGUUGGUGGACCUGAGCGAUGCUGAAAGCGGAAUGACCCCCACCACCACCACCACCAGUGACCCCCCGGGGGAGGGUGGGGUGGCGGGUGUGACCUUCGACCCCACGCUAGCUGUGACCCCCAGCCUGACCACCCCCCGGGUGCGACGCGACUCCGCUGUCAGUGAUGUCAGUAGCAGUGAUGUCAGCACUGCUCUCUUCCCCAUAUAUGAAGUUCCUGGCGUAUACUUCAGCAUACCCCAGAGUGAUUUGGAGUCAUCCAGUGAAUGGGAAGACAGUAACAGCAACAACACAGUUACAACAACGACCGUGGAACGACUUAGUAAGGACACGGUGUACCAGGCCUACCUUAAGAUGCGACAACGAUACCACAAGUACAAGGGCAGGUACUCUGACCUGGCACGAGCAUAUAAGGAGAAGGAGAAGGAGUCAGAGAAACUGCGUGAUGUUCUCACCAAAACACAAGACAAGGCUCUCCGGAAAGUGAGUGAGCUGAGAGAACAGUGCAGCUUGGAACAGCAAGCCAAGGCUCACCUGGAACAAGAGCUUCGCAGUGACCUGGAGGAGAAAGAUCACAAGAUAACAGCUUUACUUACUAAGGUAAAGAUCUUGCAGGAGGGCAUCACUGGUGACUUGAACAGCGUUGCUGGUGUUGUCAGCAGCAACAACAACAUCCAGUUGACUGUCGCCUCCCCGGACGACCACCUGGGCGAUGGCGACAGUGUGUCAGCUGGCGAUGCCUCGUCUGGGGCGGACAAUGUGUCGACUGCGGAGAGUGUGUCGACGGCAGAUGUGUCCAUGGCAGACAACGUGUCAGUGGCAUCGCAUGGGUCGGCGUCGACCUCUGUCACUGUCAACAUCGAGGCCGAGGAAAUGAUCGAGAAACUGAAAGGUGAUGUUGCAAAGCACAAAUCACUGCUGGCACGUUGUAUGGACAACAUUCGUGGCAACAAGGAACGCAUCGCACUGCUGACACAAGAACGUGACCUGGCCACCACCCAGCUGCACGACAAGCUUAAGCUGAUUGAUCUUAUAAAGGAGGAUCAUGUUAGAGAACUGGAGUCGUUAAGGACGAGCAUGGAGUCCUCGGCACUCAGCAUGGCCGAGACCAAGAAACAACUCUUUGAGGAACUACAGGCCAAGGAGGCUGAGGCUGAGCGAUGUAAACAAGCGACAACGACGCUGGAGCGGCAGCUGGACGAGGAGAGAGAUCGCUGGCACCACGAACUACACUCCAUGCAACAGGAACUGCACUCCACACAACAGGAACUACAAGCCACCCAACAGGAACUGCAGGCAAACCAACAGGAACUACUAGGGAAGGAACAGGAACUACAUACCUUACAACAGGAACUACAAGCCAACCAACAGGAACUACACACUGUUCAACAGGAGUUACAAGUCAGACAACAGGAGCUGGAAGAGAAGGAUGCAGGUGUUCAGGUAAACAUAUUACCACAACUUUGUUGUAAGGAAAUGGAGCUUCCAUCCCCUUCCUUGGAUCAAACCUAGUAUAGUGGUACCUUGACUUAUGAGUUUAAUUCGUUCCGUGACUGAGCUUGUAACUCAAUUUGCUUGUAUGUCAAAUAAAUUUUCCUCAUUGAAAUUAUUUGAAAUGCCAUUAAUCCGUUCCAGCCCCCCAAAAACCAUCCCAGUUUUUUUGUUACUGGUUUUUAAAUAUGAAAAAUGUAUUUAUAAAUAAGAAAUAUUGUAUAAAAACAUAAUAAAACAUGAAAAAGAGAAUGUAAAGA